Drosophila busckii is the source of this 1852-nucleotide messenger RNA. RefSeq lists its product as uncharacterized. Bases 737 to 1732 code for a protein of 331 amino acids. Lineage: Eukaryota; Metazoa; Arthropoda; Insecta; Diptera; Drosophilidae. The record is from RefSeq and is a predicted model, not a curated record. The transcript has 2 exons.
GCGAGUGGGUGUUUGUAUAAAAUUACAUUCAUCUAUUUUUAAACAAAGUCGCAACAUAUAUUUUAUACAUUUGACUUGACUAAAUUCAAACGAGUGCGCUUUUCUCAAUGUGGCAGCUCAACAACAAAAACAACAACAACAACACAAAGCCCAUUGCCUUAUCUGCACUGGAGUUGAAGCGUAUGUGAAGAGUGUAAAGUGGUUGGGCGCCUUGCACGUUGUGGUUACAUUUGGGCAAAGCGCAAAAUUCUCGAAAUAUCAAAAAAGAAGCAAAAAGAGGAAAAACGCUUGACUUAAGCAACUAAGAGCGGAGGGGAGAGCAGCAGCUGAAAUUGUUAACCUUUUGGGGAUAUCAAGCAUUUACGAUUCGUAGCGCGGCAGCCAACGGCGGCAGCAGCAACAUUUAAGUUUUUAUCAGCACAAAAUAAAGUUUUGCUGUACGGAUUGAGCCAACUCGCUUGAGCAGCAGCAACAACAACAGCAAGAGCAGCAGUAAUAACAAAAGUAGAAGCUGAAAGUGCCUUGGCAGCCACAACUACAAGUGUAUGCUGGGCCCAAAGGACGCCUGCGGAGUUUAGACAACAUUUGUGUGUGUGUGUGUUUUUUUUUUCAGCUCAAAAAAAUAACUUUUAUAUCCCUUUCGAUUUGAUUUCCUUUCCAUUUUGUUGUUUUCUUUUCUACAGCGAGUAGUUCCGAAGGAUUUAAAUUUAGCCACACCGAAUAACUUUUACUCAGCAUGAACAAGCGCAAGCAGCGUUUGUCGCCAAGAGAAGCUGCCGCAGUGGCCAACUGUUCGACUAGUCCGAGUAGCAGCAAGGCUGCCAAAUAUGAUGCUGCUAAUCAGCUGCUGGGCAUGGAGGAGCUAUCCCAGCUGGGUAGCGACGGCAUGCCUUUCAUACUGGUGGAUGCCGCGUGUGUCACAACCCGCGAGCAGUUGGAAGCUGCGCUAACGAAAAGCGAACGCAAACGCAUGGAGCGUAUUCAAAGAGAAUGCUGCGUGCUGCCGCUGCUGGAGUACACACGACCAGCAACAGUUAGCUGCGGCAUGUCGGCGGCAGAGGAGGCGGAACGACAAUUCCAGGAAGACUUGCAGCAGCUUACCUUCAAAGCGCCGCUUGAAGUUGCGGUCGACAGCCUGCCAGAGGCAGAAGAGACGCCAACGCAAACAAAUGUUAGACUGACUGAAAUACGCGCGAAGCUCGAACAAUUGCGUCAGCGAACUGUUAUGCCAAAAACAGCAGCAGCAGCAACAGAGCAGCCGCUGGCGCUCACUCUUGGUACGUUGCCAGGCAUCAAUAGACAGGCAACAUUCGAUAUACCGCGCGACAAGUCGCUGUCGCCGCGCAGGCAAAAGCUGAGCACCUAUCCAGAGCUCUCCAUGCACAGCAAGAGUGCACGCCCACUGCUGCGCAAAUAUGGCAGCACCAGCAACUUGCAGCUCAAAACUAAACGCAAUAGUCAGCUGGAGCCGCUGAAGUCGCACAGGCAAGUGCCCAAGCUGAUUAAUCAAAUUGGCGAGCUGCUCAUGCAGCUGCCGCAAGAGCAGCAGGAGCAGCAACAGUUGGCAAGCGGCUCCUUAUCCUAUAUGGUGACUAUAUCGCACCAGAAGCAAGCAACUGAGCCACCAGUUGAGACCCAGACCCCAACUACUACCACAAAUAAUCCACUCGCAUUGCCGAACAAGUCGCGCACAUAUUUGAAGAUUCCACGCUAUGUCAAUAUUGGCAAGUAGCUUCAGUUUAAGCUUUAGUUUUCGAUUCGUAUAUAUUUCGCAAUAAAAAACAGCACCGUUUAGGCCUUACUUAGUUAGUCCCACUUGGCAAGCAGGCAGGCAGUGCGCGCUUUCGUCUAA